AUGUUUUUAUUCGAAAUUUAAUUUUAUGAAGAUAGUUUUGAUGAAUUAUUAGUUAAAAAAAGUUUUUAUGAUUUAAUAUUUGAAAAACUAUUGCUGUAACUCUCUGUGAAUAAAAUAGAACCUAAUUUUUAUUAAUAAAUACCAUUCUUAGAAAUAGACUAAGUUGAACUUUUUCUAUCUUAAAUAUUUUACUAUAGUUCGUUUGUUUACCUUUAUGUAUUUUGUUAAUUAUUUACUAAAUCUGCUAAACAAUUAAUAUUAGUACUUUAGCUUUUCCUACUGACUUUUCUUAGAUUUAUAUUAUAAUAAUAGGACGAUUAUAAAUUUUAUUCUUUAUUGCUAGGAUUACUAAGUUAUUCUCUUAAUUCAUUUUAGUUUUAAGAGCAUUCUGUAAAGUUUUUUGAGUAAUUUUCUUAAGGGUUAAGUACAUAGUCUUAAAAACUAACUAAACUUGUAUUUUUACUAUUGAAUACUGGCUCUCUAUAAUAAGUUUAGCUUUUAUUAGAUGCAGGAGAGGUAUUAAAAUUAUUGCUUGAUCUUCUGCUACAAUCUUAAAAAAAUUUACUUGCCUAAGGAGAAUUCUAAGACAAGUUUUUUUAGUGA
Messenger RNA from Tetrahymena thermophila SB210, 603 nucleotides. RefSeq lists its product as hypothetical. The transcript has a single exon. Lineage: Eukaryota; Ciliophora; Oligohymenophorea; Hymenostomatida; Tetrahymenidae. The record is from RefSeq and is a predicted model, not a curated record.